AAUCCUCCGUCGCUUUUUUAUUCCCUUGGAUUUGUAACAACUCUUUUGAAGCUUCAGAUCUCUUUUUUGGGCACGGAGAGCUCUCAGUACGCUUUGACCUUAGCAUUGGUGUUCUCAUGGCGUCGGAGAAAUGGGUGUUCAUGGUGACGGCGCAAACUCCGACGAACAUCGCUGUUAUUAAGUAUUGGGGAAAGAGAGAUGAGGUUCGGAUUCUCCCCGUUAACGAUAGCAUCAGCGUCACACUUGAUCCCGAUCACCUCUGCACGGUCACCACUGUUGCCGUUAGUCCAGCUUUUGAUCGGGAUCGCAUGUGGCUCAAUGGCAAGGAGAUUUCUCUUUCUGGAAGUAGGUACCAGAAUUGUUUGAGGGAGAUUCGGAGUCGAGCGGGUGAUGUUGACGACAAGGAGAAAGGAAUCAAGAUAGGGAAGAAAGAUUGGGAGAAACUGCAUCUGCAUAUUGCUUCUCAUAACAACUUCCCUACUGCUGCUGGCUUAGCAUCUUCAGCAGCUGGAUUUGCUUGUCUAGUUUUUUCUCUUGCAAAGUUGAUGAAUGUAGAUGAAGAUGCAAGCCAUCUUUCUGCGAUAGCCAGGCAAGGUUCAGGAAGUGCUUGCCGUAGUUUAUUUGGUGGAUUUGUCAAGUGGGAAAUGGGAAGCAAAGAUGAUGGAAGUGACAGUGUUGCAGUUCAACUGGCAGAUGAGAAGCAUUGGGAUGAUCUGGUUAUCAUCAUUGCUGUGGUGAGUUCACAGCAGAAGGAAACAAGUAGUACCUCAGGAAUGCGUGAAAGUGUUGGGACGAGUUUGCUUUUACAGCAUAGGGCAAAAAAAGUAGUGCCAAAACGGAUUCUCCAAAUGGAGGAAGCUAUAAAAAAUCGAGAUUUUGCAUCCUUUACACAAUUGACAUGUACUGACAGUAAUCAGUUUCAUGCGGUUUGUCUGGAUACAUCUCCACCCAUAUUCUACAUGAAUGACACCUCCCACAGAAUAAUUAGUUUAGUUGAAAAGUGGAACCGUUCUGAAGGGACACCACAGGUUGCCUACACAUUUGAUGCUGGCCCAAAUGCUGUACUAAUUGCACGUAACAGAAAGGUUGCAGUUCAAUUGCUGCAGGGACUUCUGUACUAUUUCCCCCCAAAGUCAGACACUGAUUUGAAGAGUUAUGUAGUGGGCGAUAAUUCGAUUCUAAAAGAAGCAGGAUUAGAUGAAGCAAGUGGUGUCGAGAAUCUGCAACCUCCACCGGAAAUUAAAGACAACAUUGGAACUCAGGAUCAAAAAGGGGAAGUCAGUUAUUUUAUCUGCACUAGACCUGGAAAAGGUCCCAUCGUGAUUCACGACCAAACUCAAGCCCUUCUCGAUCCUGAAACCGGCCUUCCUAAGUGAGCAUUUUCUCUGCUUCAAACUAAUAUUAUGACAAGCAUCUUAUAACUGCAAGUUUAAGAAACGAAAUUUGUGGCACAAUAGGUGCACUUACGUUGUUAUCUACUGCUAGCUUUCUUAUUUCCAAAUAAAUAAAGUCAUUGGUUUGUUUCA
This is a messenger RNA of Capsella rubella, 1526 nucleotides long. RefSeq names its product diphosphomevalonate decarboxylase MVD2, peroxisomal. The coding region runs from base 117 to 1376 and encodes 419 amino acids. Lineage: Eukaryota; Viridiplantae; Streptophyta; Magnoliopsida; Brassicales; Brassicaceae. Gene Ontology annotation, molecular function: ATP binding; diphosphomevalonate decarboxylase activity. The record is from RefSeq and is a predicted model, not a curated record. Gene Ontology annotation, biological process: isoprenoid biosynthetic process; isopentenyl diphosphate biosynthetic process, mevalonate pathway. Gene Ontology annotation, cellular component: cytosol. The transcript is spliced from 9 exons.